AAUUGCACGAUGAAUUGUACACGAAACGUUUUGAAAACUGUUAAAUCAGUGAGUGUAGUUCCGGUGAAGCGUCGUAUACCAGAUUGCGGAUACGCAGGCGCGUCGCACUCUUCGAGAAUCGAUGAUCUGUCCGAUAUCUCGAAAUCUGCAGAUGGCGCGGUCAAAUCGAAAAUAGAGAUAGCAGAAAAAUUGCGCGACAGAAACUAUGCCACCGCUGCCACAACAGCGACGGAAAAUGUCUUACAGGAAGCACCAGAGCCAUGGGGUUUUCCAGUGUUCGGGACUAUCUUCUCGUUUCUAUUUUUUGGCGGCCCGAAAAGACAGCACGAAUAUGUCGACAAAAGGCACAAGGAACUAGGACCCGUUUACAGAGAACGUUUAGGACCAGUAACGGCGGUGUUCGUCAAUUCGCCCCACGAAUAUCUUAGGAUAUUUCGACUGGAAGGUUCGGCGCCCAGACAUUUCCUACCGGAAGCAUGGACCCUUUACAACGAGAUUCGAAAACGUCGCCGAGGUUUACUGUUUAUGGACGGAGAAGAAUGGGUGCACUUUCGUAAAAUACUGAAUAAAGUAAUGUUGGCGCGAAAUUCGACGAGUCUAAUGGCGGAACCGUGUUACGAGGUAGCUAAGAAGUUUCGACAGAACUGGGAAAAACAAAUUGAGAGAAAUACUAUUAUAGAGGAUAUACAAGUUCAGCUUUAUCAAUGGUCUAUAGAGGCAAUGUUGGCUACCUUAAUGGGUUCCUCCUGGCACUCUUGUAAAGAACAGUUAUCGCGAAAUGAAGAAAAGCUAGCGAAGACAUUGUACAAAAUAUUUGAAUAUUCAGCUAAGUUAUCUACGAUGCCGGCUAAAUUGGCAAUGGCUUUACGAUUACCAGCGUGGACAAAAUUCGCUGAGUCUGCUGACACGGCUUUUGAAAUCGUACGAAUUCUGGUACCGGAAAUGACUCGAUUAGGCGGUAAUGGAUUAUUUAAGAAAAUGUUAGACGAAGGAAUCCAAGAAGAGGAUGCAAUCUGCAUUGUUACCGAUUUUAUUUUAGCAGCUGGGGAUACGACAGCGACUACUUUACAGUGGAUAUUGUUAUUGUUAUGCAAGUAUCCCGAUAUGCAAGAACAAUUGUUCGAACAUUUAAAGGAUCUUCCAGAAAAAGAAUUGCUGCGUGAUUCUCUGUUAAAAGGAGUUAUCAAGGAGGCUCUUAGAUUAUAUCCAACAGCUCCAUUUAUUUCCAGAUACGUACCAGAAGAUAGCGUGAUUGGUAAUUACUUUGUACCAAAAGGGGAAUUGGUGGUGCUAUCACUUUAUUCGAGUGGCAGAGAUAGCAAAAAUUUUCCACAGCCAAACGAGUUUCUUCCAGAAAGAUGGAUUAGGACAGAAAGUGGUACAUACAAAGGUGUGAUACACUCCCAUGCGAGUUUACCAUUUGCUUUAGGUGCAAGAAGCUGUAUUGGUCGAAAACUUGCAGAAAUACAGAUAUCGCUUGUUUUAGCAGAGCUGAUCAAAUCGUUCAAAAUAGAUUGCAUCAACAAAGAUGAAGUGAAAUUAAUUUUACACUUGAUUUCUGUUCCCUCGGAAUCCAUAAAAUUGAAAUUAACGCGAAGAUAAUACUUAAUGUAAGUGAUGAAUUCAUGUGAAAAGACCAUAAAAGAAUACAUGAAAUGGUAAAUGUUGUACUAAUA
Osmia bicornis bicornis is the source of this 1676-nucleotide messenger RNA. It is a transcript of the gene sad, whose product is annotated as cytochrome P450 315a1, mitochondrial. The transcript has 6 exons. Gene Ontology annotation, molecular function: heme binding; iron ion binding; oxidoreductase activity, acting on paired donors, with incorporation or reduction of molecular oxygen. The record is from RefSeq and is a predicted model, not a curated record. The coding region runs from base 10 to 1602 and encodes 530 amino acids. NCBI's taxonomy places the organism in Eukaryota, Metazoa, Arthropoda, Insecta, Hymenoptera, Megachilidae.